AUGAGCAAAUUUUUAGUGCACUGCUGUUUAAUGAUAUUUACAUCAUUGUUUGCUCUUCGUCUGGAUGGUUUCAUAGAAUGGAGUUAUUGGUGUGUCUUUACACCAAUAUGGUUUUGGAAGAGCAUGGUAAUAUUGGGUGCUACUGUUGGAAUUUAUAUUUGGUGGAGACAUCCACAUGCUAGGCUAGAAGGAGAUGCCUAUGUACAUUACAAGGCAAUGUUAAUCACAUUGGCAUUACAUUUGAUUCUGUUAAUGUUUGAACUAUUAGUAUGUGAUAAAUUAGAAUCCGAAAGACAUCUUUGGAUACUUGUAUUUAUACCAUUGAUCUUUAUUUCAAUAGUGUCAAUAGCAGUAUGUAUUUGGGCUGCAAAACAUGAUCGGUCCUUUGAACUUGAAUUAUUUUGCGCAGUUAAUGUAUUGCAAUUUAUUUUCCUGGCAUUAAGACUUGAUGGUUUUAUAACAUGGAGCUGGGAAGUAGUGUUUGUGCCUGUUUGGACACUUUUAAGCUUGUCUCUUGUUGCUGUUCUAUAUGCAAUAGUAUUUGCUGCUGUUUUAUUAAGAACACCACAAAUUAAUGCCAGACAAAGGCGGACAUCUUUGAAUUCGGCAUUAGCAUAUACAUUUCUUGUGGUUCCAAUUUCAGUGUUCCAAGUGUUAUUAGCAAACAAAUUAGAUGGAGACAUUUCAUUAAAUUAUACUACCGUAGCUAUGCCACUUUUAAUAUCUCAUAUAACACUCAUUUUUAUGUCUUUUGAUGCGAAAGGUGGAAAUAGGUGGUGGUUUGGCAUUAGGAAAGAUUUUUGUCAUUUUUUACUAGGGCUUUGUCCAUUGCUUCAAGAAUAUGGUAACAUUUCGUACCAACCAAGAAGUGAUCAGGAUCAACCACCAUCUGAACCAAUGGUUUCAGAGAAAAAUGAAAAACACAUUAAGAAAAUUGACCUAAUGAAACCUGUUGUACCUAUAAUUUCCAUUGAUAUGCCUGAUUGAUUGUUUCAUUUAGGAUCGAUUCGGGCAUUUGAAAUAUUUCUAUUGAUAUGACUGGUUAAUACCAAGAGCCAUAUCAUAACAAAUAACAGACAGGUUUUUAAUCGGCCUUAAUGAGACGAGAGAUCGGAUACAUCGGCUGGGAUACAAGACUGAGUACUUCGCAUCUUUAUAAUAACAUCGGCAAGAUGUAAAAAGCAAAAUAAUCGCGUGACUUUCAAGAAGAGACGAUUAAAUGAUAAGAGCAUUGUUAACGUUAAUAGAUACCAUUAAUUAUUAAGGAUACCCAAUCAGUUAUUGUGUUAUGAUGUAGAAAUAAUGUACAUAGUCUGUUGUAUUACAAUAACAUUAUAGACUAUAUUAUUAAUUAUUGUAUAUUAUACAUAUCUACCAUGAGCGACGAUCGAUAAAUAAGUAGUGGUAUCAUUUUAUUUUAUAUACUCCAUACGCAAAAAAGGUACCAUUAUAAUCUAAUAAAGUUUAUAU
Dufourea novaeangliae is the source of this 1470-nucleotide messenger RNA. Its product is annotated as transmembrane protein 185A. Lineage: Eukaryota; Metazoa; Arthropoda; Insecta; Hymenoptera; Halictidae. Bases 1 to 987 code for a protein of 328 amino acids. The transcript is spliced from 7 exons. The record is from RefSeq and is a predicted model, not a curated record.